AUGCAGCUCCUCAUCCCCGCCAUUCUCGCCAGCUUUCCCGCUGUAGUCAUGGCUGACUGGCACCUGUAUUACAUCAACUGCGGCUCCCCUCAGGGCGGCGGUAACGGCGAGGGGAAUCCACAGAUCCCACCAUUCGAAGUCGCCGCUCGCUACGGGACUGCUUGUGAGGAAGGAUGCGCGGUGACUGGAACCGUCGGCCAAAACUCGUUCUCUUCUGGCAAUCCUUGCAACUGCGACGAGACCCUCAACUACGAAUGGGACGAGGCGAGCGGCGAGCUGCGCGCCUUCCAGCCCAACGGCGAGCGCGUCGCACACUGCAACGCGAUCGAGGCCGAAAUGUCGUCGUGCAGCUUUGGCGACCUGGGCGGGCUCGCCUGCGUGGUCAGCCGCCGCUGGAACUGCUACAGCUCUUACUGCAGCUGA
Microdochium trichocladiopsis is the source of this 423-nucleotide messenger RNA. RefSeq lists its product as uncharacterized. The record is from RefSeq and is a predicted model, not a curated record. Lineage: Eukaryota; Fungi; Ascomycota; Sordariomycetes; Xylariales; Microdochiaceae. The coding region runs from base 1 to 423 and encodes 140 amino acids. The transcript is spliced from 3 exons.